Molecule: messenger RNA, 1674 nt
Organism: Dendronephthya gigantea
Lineage: Eukaryota; Metazoa; Cnidaria; Anthozoa; Malacalcyonacea; Nephtheidae
Product: TNF receptor-associated factor 5-like
Exons: 9
Coding region: 232-1527 (431 amino acids)
Biological process (GO): tumor necrosis factor-mediated signaling pathway; positive regulation of JNK cascade; regulation of canonical NF-kappaB signal transduction
Cellular component (GO): plasma membrane signaling receptor complex
Molecular function (GO): protein binding; zinc ion binding
Source: RefSeq, a predicted model, not a curated record
UAUUUUAAUCUCCUAUACGCGUGCCAUUACUGUUUCAAUCUUUGUUUAUUCCACAUUCUGACGAUAAAAUAUAAUUCAUCAAGUUUUGAUCGUAAGACGCCGUACUUUGAUUAAGAUCUGAUCUUCUGAAGAGUUGAAGAAUUGUUUUUUCACUGGUGGAGUGUUUAGCGCCGAAAGUUUGUUCCGCAAGACGCGUGUCCAGUACGUGUAGACUUCAGAAGAAGCCACAGAAUGCCAGGAUACGAAGUUCAGUUUGCCGAGCCGCUGGACAAGUCGUUUGAGUGUCCGAUCUGUUGGAAUGCGUUGCGCAGUCCAGUUCAAGUAACACCGUGCGGUCAUCGGGUGUGUCAAUCAUGCCUCGAGCCAAUCAUCAGGAGCAGAAAUCCUAAAUGUCCACUGGAUAAUCUGCCUCUGAACGGAGAGAAGGUCUUCCCGGAUAACGGUUGCCUUCGACAAAUCUUAUCUUUGAAGAUCUUGUGCAGGCGUAAUACCGAUGGUUGUGACUGGUCUGGAUCAUUGGCAGAAGAGCAGGAUCACGAGGAUAUGUGUGUUUACGUUGAUACCGAAUGCCCCAACUCGUGUGGCACGAAAAUAAAGAAAAAAGAUCUGGAAAACCACGACAAGGAAUGCAUACUUCGUGAAGAACCUUGUGAAUUCUGUAACGUUGGUAUUACAGAAUCCCAAAGAUGUAUACAUUUGGAAACAUGUCCGAAGUAUCCCGUCGAGUGUCCAUGGGAUUGUGGCGCUUGCAACAUGACCAGAGAUAUGCUCGUUCUUCAUAAACGAAGAGAGUGUCCAAUGAGUGUGUUGGAAUGUAAAUAUUACGAUGCUGGAUGUAAAUUUAUGGCGAAGCGAGACGAAAUGGACGAGCAUUUGGAAAAGGCAACAAAAGAGCAUUUGGAUUUGGUGCACGAAAAAUUAGUGCAUCAACAGAAAUUUCUCGACGCGCAGAAUGAAAGCAUUGGACUUCAGAAAGAACACAUCAAACUGCAAAGAGAUGCUCUAAGCUCAUACAAGAAAGAUCUGGUGGAGCUCAGAAGCAAAUUUGCCGACGGAGAAUAUAUUUGGAAGAUUUCAGAGUUCAGUCAGAAGAUGAAGGACGCCAGGACACAACGUUCACCUGAGCUGCUGGUCAGUGAACCGUUUUACACUCAUAAGAAUGGCUACAAGAUGUGUGCUGGAUUGUGGUUAAAUGGUUUCGGCAGUGGAAAAGGGAAGUAUAUUUCAGUAGGAUUGCAGGUUAUUGUUGGUGAGUAUGAUGACAUUUUAUCCUGGCCUGUCAACCCAAAGUUUGCGUUCACCUUGCUGGAUCAACGUGAGAACGCGAAGGAACGACGACACGUUACGGCAAGUUUCGAUCCUCACUGGAUUGCCAGACCCACACCCGAAAGGCAGCUUGGUAAAGGCGCGCGCAAAUUUGUCCUGCAAAACGUCGCGUGUGGUAACACGUACUGCAAGAAUGAUGCAAUAUUUAUACGGUUUGUGGCUGACGUCACUCCUAGAGCGCAAAACUUUGUUGAAGCCUAAGGCGGCCAAUGUUCUCAUAAGGUGGAUAAACAAGACUGUUCUUGCACCAUGUCAGGACUGAGAGAAACGCAAAAAACUAAGUUCUGUACGUUCUGGGACAAUUAUAGAAUUCAAAGCAUAUAAGAACGGAAGUUUAGCAUUCGGGGA